AUCAGUUGCUCGCCUUUAAGCAUUCACCCCAGCCGCGGCUCAGUUCACAGCACAACUAUGCGCACGAAAGCUGCGUUCGUCUUAGUAAUUCUGUCAUUCCUCGCUGGUUCGACGUACACUCAACAGCAAGAGAAUAUUGCGCCCGUGCCCGAAUGGAUCGUAUUCUAUCAUCAAACAAAGGUGAACAUACAGGUUCUGGAACCACGCGGGAUACAGUUCUGGAUCAAAAGAAAGCCAAACAUUUUGGGUUUUGGAGUUGAGCUGAUAAUAAAUCCUACCUACGAAUCUGGUGCUGGCUGCGAUUUGUGUAGAAACGUUAGUUCUCCUAUAGAUGGGAAGUAUUUCGUUCAAGAUGAUAACGUGCUUGUCAGGAUCGGCGAUACGAUUCAGUACCGAGGUUUGGAGGUCGAAAGCCAUGAGGCUAAAUGGUCAGAAUGGAGAACUGUGUUUGUAGAUAAAUCAUUAUUCACACAAGCGAGAGAGCAUUGCUCUGGUGAAUGUAAUCGUCAAAAAGGUUAUGCCAAGGUUCGUUUCCUGGAAGGUUAUAUCGAAAAAAUGUUGGCGAACUGUGAGAUAGAGGAAUUAUCGGAAAACUUAUUCUUCCCGUUGGAUCACGCCAACCAUCUGGUCAGCGACCCAGUUAAAUUUGUGAAAACUCGCCUUUACACAGUGGAAUCACUAAGACCGUUGGUAGAUAAUGUGAAAAAUGUUUACGUCGCACAGGACGGUGUAGGUUUUAGCAUGGAAACCAUUCUCGAGAAACUAAAGGUGCUAGAGGUGGGUCGCGAUCGGCUUAAACUGUUAGAUUACGAUGAGUACUUGAUUGUUCCCAGGGCGAGUGAUACAAAGUAAUAAACAACAAUUUUAC
This is a messenger RNA of Wyeomyia smithii (pitcher-plant mosquito), 868 nucleotides long. RefSeq lists its product as uncharacterized. Gene Ontology annotation, molecular function: carbohydrate binding. The coding region runs from base 58 to 852 and encodes 264 amino acids. The transcript has 2 exons. The record is from RefSeq and is a predicted model, not a curated record. Lineage: Eukaryota; Metazoa; Arthropoda; Insecta; Diptera; Culicidae.